CAUUCCGAUCUUCUGAACCUUCUAUCUAUAUACAACCUCCGUUGUCGGCUCUCUCUCUCUCUCUCGCUCUCUAUCUCUAUUUCUGGGAUCACUGGAAGGUUCUGCUGAAUUCCUCAUCAUCUGCAGACUGCAAUGGCUUCCCAAGCGAGCCUUCUUCUUCAGAAGCAGCUCAAAGAUCUCUGUAAGCAUCCGGUUGAUGGAUUUUCUGCUGGAUUGGUUGAUGAGAACAAUAUAUUCGAAUGGAGCGUUACGAUUAUCGGACCGCCCGACACACUCUAUGAAGGAGGAUUCUUCAAUGCCACAAUGAAAUUCCCAGAAAACUAUCCGAAUAGCCCACCAACUGUGAGGUUUACCUCAGAGGUUUGGCAUCCAAAUGUUUACCCUGAUGGCCGUGUUUGUAUAUCCAUUCUCCAUCCCCCUGGCGAUGAUCCAAGUGGAUAUGAGCUUGCAAGUGAGCGUUGGAUGCCUGUUCACACAGUUGAGAGUAUUGUCCUGAGUAUCAUAUCAAUGCUUUCCAGUCCUAACGAUGAAUCCCCGGCCAAUGUUGAAGCAGCUAAAGAAUGGAGAGAUAAGAGAGACGAGUUUAAGAAGAAAGUGAGCCGAUGCGUCAGAAAGUCUCAAGAACUGCUAUGAUCAUUAGGGCUUCACCUCCAAGUUCUCAGGUGUUCCAACUUCAUUAUAUCCUUGUCUGAAACCCCUUCGAAUUGCCCAAACGCUGCUUGUAAUAACUCAAUCUUACAUCUUAUCCCGUUCCAAGAAUCAGUCUUUGGUGAAAAAAUGUUGUUUCCUGAGAAACAGAUCUUUAAAGGGAUUAUCAUAAGCUUUCUGGUGAAAAGCUCCGUUUUCCUUUCCUUUUUUU
This is a messenger RNA of Tarenaya hassleriana, 859 nucleotides long. RefSeq names its product ubiquitin-conjugating enzyme E2 7-like. The record is from RefSeq and is a predicted model, not a curated record. Gene Ontology annotation, molecular function: ubiquitin conjugating enzyme activity. Gene Ontology annotation, biological process: ubiquitin-dependent protein catabolic process; protein polyubiquitination. The transcript has 6 exons. Bases 133 to 633 code for a protein of 166 amino acids. NCBI's taxonomy places the organism in Eukaryota, Viridiplantae, Streptophyta, Magnoliopsida, Brassicales, Cleomaceae.